Aspergillus melleus is the source of this 2196-nucleotide messenger RNA. RefSeq lists its product as uncharacterized. The transcript has 3 exons. The record is from RefSeq and is a predicted model, not a curated record. NCBI's taxonomy places the organism in Eukaryota, Fungi, Ascomycota, Eurotiomycetes, Eurotiales, Aspergillaceae. Bases 1 to 2196 code for a protein of 731 amino acids. Gene Ontology annotation, molecular function: prenyltransferase activity. Gene Ontology annotation, biological process: isoprenoid biosynthetic process.
AUGUUCAAGCAGUACUCCCAGAUCCUGUCUCACAAGAGGAGGAAGAGCAAGGGAAGCGCGAUCCAAGUGCUCUCCGCUGCUCAGUCGGAGCCUGCCUCCGAGACCCCUACGGCCAAUGAGCCCGUCGAGACGUGGGUUCACUCGCAGCCGUUAGAUCUGGAUGGACAGCAGCAGAGCGAGUGUUUCACCACUCUGACGCCUCGCAUCCAUAAAUACGACCAUGUCGCACAGCGGGGAAGCGACCGGUUCAUCGAAGACCUGAACGCCGCGCUCGGUACCGACAGCGAAAAGCGCAAGGAGAGCUACCUGACCUCCGCCGUAGGAAACUACGCCAGCUUCCUGUACCCCGAGUGCGCGCCCGACAAACUCGAACUUAUCGCUUACUUGACCGAGUUGGCGAACUUCCAUGAUGACCAGGCCGAGAGCAAAGAGGAACAACCCGCAGGAGAAAAGACCGACGAACUGAGCGAGUCGCCUCGUACUGAGGUGCGGAAGAAGCUUCUCCAGAAGGUCAUGGGCGGUUUGACCGACAAGGACGGACAAGACAUCAUUGACUGCUACCGGAGUACUUGGCUGGUGACUCCCGAGGUCCCGACGGCGGACAACUGCGCCAACCUUGACGAUUACGUUGCUCGUCGCCGUCUGAAUGCCGCUAUUGACGUCUACUGGACCCUGAUGGGCUUUGCCCACGGCACGCGCCUCGGAAAAGAAGACCAGGCGAUCGUGCGAGACGCUUUGGAUGCAGCCGAGCGCACGAUGUUCUUCACGAACGACUUCUACAGCUGGCCCAAGGAGAAGCGCGACUACAAGACGAGACGCGUUGCCAAUGUGAACCUCUUCCUGAUGAAGCACGAGGGGCUGUCCGAAGAAGAUGCACGCGCUAAGACCAAGGAGCUCAUUCUGGAGAACGAGAAGGAGUUCCUUCGCAGACGCGAGACGCUGUAUCACAACAACCCGGAGCUCCCUGCCCACCUGAAGAAAUGGAUGGAGGUCCUGGGCGCCGCGCUGGGUGGCAUUCACUACUGGUGCAAGAACGCGCCGCGAUACGACGUUCCCGACGAGCCGUUUGAGGAGAGUGAGGAUGAGUCCGAGGACUCUGAGGAGGAUGGUUCCAGCGAUGAGGAGUCCAGCGACGAGAAUGACGAGGCGGACGAUGAGGACGAGGAGGCACACGAAGAGCCGGUUGCGGCAGAGUUACCUGCUGAACCCGAGGAGGAAUUCCCCCUGUGGACUCCGCUGGUCGCCGACGAAGAGGCUCUGGCCGUGAAUCUGGAUUCUUCGGCCCUUCUUGCACCCACUGGCUACCUUGGCUCCAUCACCUCGAACGAAGUCCAGUCGGAGCUUCUCACCGCGCUGAACGUCUGGCUGCAAGUCCCGAACCGACCCUUCAGCUUCAUCAAGCAGGUCGUCGACGACCUCCAUCACUCGACCCAGAUCCUCUCCGACAUCCACGACCAGGCGACCACCCACCACCAAAGAACCGCCGCUCACCACGUCUUCAGCCCCGCGCAGUGCAUGAACAGCGCGACUUACCUGUUCGUCCGCAUCGCCAAGGCUGUCAGCAGCCUGAAUGUCCCCGGCAUGCUCGGCGGACUUCUCGAGGAGCUCGAAUCGCACUUCGUCGGUCAAUCCUGGGACCUGAACUGGCGUGCUACUCUGGACUGCCCGACCGAGCAGGAAUACCUGGCCAUGGUCGACAAGAAGAGCGGCUCGCCCUUCCGCAUGCUGGUUCGCCUCAUGCAAUCCGCCAGCAUGGGUGGCGUGGCUCUUGACUUUGAGGGUCUCGCGCAGCUGUUCGGUCGCUGGCACCAGAUCCGCCAGGAAUACCUGGGUCUUCUGUCCGGUCGCAACCAGUCCAGCUUCGGCGAGGACUUGGACCAGGGCAAGAUCACCUAUCCGAUCGUCCGCUGCUGCAAUGUCGAUCCCAACGCGAAGACGGUCAUCCUCGGCAUCUUCAGACAGAAGCCUCAGGGCACGACCCUCUCGACGGAAAGCAAGUUGCAGAUCCUCGAGCUCCUCCAGAAGGCCGGUGCCGUCGAAGCCACCUACAACUUGGUCCAGCAGCUUGGACGCGACAUUGUCAAGAGUGUCGGUGAGCUAGAGGCCGUUGCCGAAGAGGCCAACCCGACCUUGAAGGCUCUGGUGAAGUCGCUGGGUGAGCUUCCUGCACCUGCUCAGAUCUAUGGAUCUGCGUGA